AAAACCCUCAAAGAGUCGAGACAUAAAAACCUUGUCUCUUCAGCGCUGGGUUUCUCUUCUCUCUUCUCUCCAAGACUCCAAAUGGAAGACCCUUCUUCUUCUUCUUCUUCGACUCCUUGUUUGCCCAAACCGAGUGACCUCUCCAAACACCAACUGAGCUUUCUGAACCAGCACUUCCAAACCCACCAAGAUCUUCUUCACAAAGCUCCUCCUCUUCACACCUCGCUCCGCACCCACUCCUCUCAGUUGGAUUCUCAUCUCCUACACCUCAAAGCAUCUCUCGCCCAACGCACCGUUUCAUGGAUUCGUCGCUCCUUUUCGGCCAAAUCCGCACUUCACAACAUAGACAUCAGUCUCCAGAAUCUCAGCCUCGUCACUUCCCAAUGUGGGAGUGGUUGGAAAAAGUUGCAGAGAGUUUUGGGGACUGAACUGCCUCAGCUUGCAAAGGAAGUAAAGCGAAUCGAGACCGUUCGCAGUUAUCUUGAGACUACUCUACAGUUAGAAGCUCUGGUUGGAGAUCUAGAAGAUGCAGUUUUCUGUUUUGUGAAUUGCCAUAGUGGAAAAAUGUUCUCUGCAAUGCUAUCAAAUUCAUCAAACUCUGGAACAAAGCAGGAAAAGUUGCUUCAGGCCAUAAAAGCUUUGAAUGAUUUGGAAGUGUUGGUUGGCCUUGUGAAACUUCGACCACAGUGGCAUCAUCUUCUGAAAUCUGUUGAUGCUAGGGUGGACAAAACUUUGGCUAUUCUUCGUCCACAAGUCUUUGCAGAUCACCGUGCACUUCUCGCUUCUCUUGGAUGGCCACCAAAACUUUCGACAUUAAAAAUAGAAAGUGAGCUCUCAGGCCUUUCAAAUCCAUUAAUCUCAAUGCAAGGAGAAAAAAGGAGGAGUUAUUCAGAUAGCUUUUUAGCUCUUUGUGCUUUACAGCAAAUACAAACAAGGAGGGAAAACCGACAACUCAACCUCUCAGGACAAAAGGAGUGCAUAAUACAGCUUUGGGCCAUCGAUGAAUUGGUGUCUCCUAUUGCAUCACGCAUGGAAUACCAUUUCUCAAAGUGGGUUGAUCAACCUGAGUUUAUAUUUGAGCUUGCCUACAAAAUCACAAGGGACUUUAUAGUAGGCGUGGAUGAUGUCUUGCAGCCUCUGAUUGAUGGAGCAAAAUUGAUAAGCUACAGUGCCAAAGAAGCUUGGGUUUCUUCCAUGGUACAACUGCUUUCUGAAUUUUUGGCAAAAAGAAUUUUCUCUUCUCUUGCCAAAAAAUACCAGGAGAAACAGAUGAAAUCCGAAGUUAUAUUGUCAUGGCUUCAUCUCAUUGAUCUUAUUGUUUUAUUUGAUAAACGGAUUCAGUCACUUUUAAGUUCUGAAACCAGUCUGUUUUCAACAGAAUUAGAAAGGGUGGAGAGUCUCUCCGGGAACACUUCAGUGUUGAUGAUAUUUGGUAAUAGAUCAGACUGUCUCAAGAUUUGGGCAAAGAUAGAGCUCAAGAAUGCCUGCAAUAAACUUAAAACAGAUUUGAAAGAUGAAAGAGCUUGGACAGUAGAUGGCAAAGAGGGAGCUGAGUUGCCCUUUGAUACGCAACAUUUUCUUAUUUCUACAAGAGAAGACCACAAAGCCCCAUUGAUUGCAGAGUCUGCCCUUAGAAUCACAUGGGAGAUGGUUGAAAGAUGCCAGACUAUGCCUGUCAUCUUACCACGUUUACAGUUUAUUAGAUUAACUGCCAUCAGAUUCCUGUGGUACUUUUUUAAAGUAUUGCUUGUACAUUGCAAGAGAACAGAAAUUACUCCUGACAAUCCAGAUGAUGAGGCCUUAGUUAGAGUUUGUGGAUCAAUUAAUGCUGCCAAAUACAUUGAAUUGAAGCUUCGACAGUGGAGUGAUGAUGUAAAUUUUUUGGAGAUGAAACUUGCUGAAAAUGAUCCUAGCAACCGGAGAAAAGAUAAGAAUACUGAUUAUAAUUUUUUCAGGGAAGAAAUACAAAGCUUGUCUGAGCUCGCUACUAACUGGUUGACGGAGAUCAUUUCUGUUCUUCUUCGUCAGUUUGAAAAUCUUUCAUGGGAAUAUGUGCAAAAGAUAAAACUCUAUGAGCAACAGCUAGAAGACUUGGCUCCCGUGGAAAUAUCAGCAGCUGUGGAUUUAAAUAUAUCUGUGGAUUUUGUUGAACCACUAGACGCUUUGAGAUGUCAUCUUAUUCUUCUAAGAAUGACUCUCAAUGCCACAGAUUUUUUAGAUCUGUGGAGAAGUCUAGCUGAGGGGCUUGACCAUUUCAUAUCUUGCAGUGAUAUCACAUGUGGCAUUCAAUUUUUCGAUGGAGGGAUCAAUCAGUUUGAAACAGAUAUGCAAGCAUUGUUCUCAGUUUUUCAGCCUUUCUGUGUUCGGCCCGAAGCAUUUUUCCCUUCUACUAGAGAGAUUAUGAAGCUGUUGAAAAUGAAGAAUAGAAAAAGGCGAAGCAUUUGCAGGUAAUUUUCCAGUUUAUGUGAUGGUGAGAAUGGUACAGAAUUCUUGCAUCUGUCUGGAUUGCACAAACUGUGUAGCAGACCAAGAACCAAGAGGAGGGUUAUUUCAUAGGGAGGUUAACAUGUGUAAGUGUUGGUAGAAUCACUAUUCACUCCCCUAAUAUAUUGUUCAGCAAAAUUUCGUGUAGGGCUGGUCGUUUGAGUGCCAUGUAGAAUCCCUUGGAUAGGAAAUCAAAGGGACAGUAUUAAACUUAAGAGAUUCAACAUCUGAAAUUCUGAAUGAAUGAGAAUGACAGUAGUCGAUCCACUGUGUUCCUCAUUUGAAAUGAACUCUGUCUAGAUUAUAGAAACAUGGCCUGUCCAAUGUUGUUGCGGUGGUCAGGGACGUAGCCAAGACAAGGGCUACUUGGGCUACAGCCCAAGGGAAAAUUUGGUCCAAAAUCGACCAAGUAUGGGUAUAGCCCAAUAAAAAAAUAAAAAUAAAAUAUACUGAUGCUUUCGACUCUCAGACUCUCCCCUUCUCCCUUUGGCGCUGUCCCCAUUUUGCUUCUGCCUUCCAGGAGUUCCAGCCUUCUAGGUUCGAUUAGCGAGUCCCGGCAGUCCGCCGAGCCACCUCCACCGCUCCACGCCUGAGCCACCUCCUCCGCCACCGAGCCACCUCCACGGCUCCACUGCGACUCUGCGAGACUGCGACUCCUUCAAUCCCAGAUCCCAGGUAUUGGAUUUUUGGUUGAUUGAUUGCCAUUGCUGAUGGGUUGUUGAUGAUGGGUUGAUAAUUUGGAAUGGCCGAAUGGGUUGUCCAGCUACAAGCCUACAAUGAUGUUUGGUAAUGGUUUGGAAUGGGUUGUUGUCUUGUUGAUGAUGCUUGAUAUUUGAUAAUUGAUUGUCAAUUUGUCAUUGCUGAUGCCUGAUGAUGUUUGAUAAUUGGGAAUUGCAUA
Molecule: messenger RNA, 3382 nt
Organism: Rosa chinensis
Lineage: Eukaryota; Viridiplantae; Streptophyta; Magnoliopsida; Rosales; Rosaceae
Product: RINT1-like protein MAG2L
Exons: 4
Coding region: 82-2451 (789 amino acids)
Biological process (GO): regulation of ER to Golgi vesicle-mediated transport; retrograde vesicle-mediated transport, Golgi to endoplasmic reticulum; endoplasmic reticulum to Golgi vesicle-mediated transport
Cellular component (GO): Dsl1/NZR complex
Source: RefSeq, a predicted model, not a curated record